Penicillium egyptiacum is the source of this 1314-nucleotide messenger RNA. Lineage: Eukaryota; Fungi; Ascomycota; Eurotiomycetes; Eurotiales; Aspergillaceae. The record is from the annotation of a GenBank genome assembly.
AUGGGAAGCAUAACAGCAGCCCCUUUUCAAAAUCCUUUUCAAGAUGUCCCAGCGGGCCGAACAGAUGGCCUCGCAACUCUCGUUGGACAGUUCCGAGAGGAUACCGACCCCAACAGAACUGAUCUUCUUGUGGGCGUGUAUAAGACAGAGGAAGGGAAGGCGUACGUGCUACCAAGUGUGAAAGAGGCAAAGAACAGGAUAUUCAAUGAUCCUAACUGGCAUCAUGAGUAUCGCCCUUCCGCUCUGGGUUCUCAGAUUUAUAGGGACUUGAGUGCCAAUUUGCUUUUUGGGGCAGACCAUCGUCUUUUGCGAGAGAAAAGGAUAGUUUCGACGCAGACGCUCGGCGCAAGUGGUGGCUGCCAUGUCGGCGCAGUUAUGUUGAAAAAUCAUUAUGGACCGUGGAAGAAGAAUGGGAACCCCGAGAUUUUCCUUCCGAGCGACUCGUGGUGUAAGUCUUCGUUUAGUCGCACAUACGAAAAUAAUUCUAACCAGAUCCUAGUGAAUCAUCCUUUCGUAUUCACGUCUGCUGGGAUUAAGACCAGUCUUCUACCUUAUUUUAGCAGCAAGACAAACACAUUCGACUUCGAGAGGUUUUCAGAAGCCAUCAAGUCGUUGCCCGCUCAAUCCGUCAUCCUUCUCCAGUCUGGAGCCCAGAACCCAACUGGAUGUGAUCCAUCGCUAGAUCAGUGGCGAGAGCUGGCCUCGAUCUUCUCCCAGCGCGGUCAUUUGGCAUUCUUCGAUGCUGCAUAUCCCGGGUUUGCCUCAGGAGACAUCGACACAGAUCUUCAAGGUGUUCGUUUGUUUGCAGAGCAGGAAGUCCCGCUUGUUUUCGUCUCAACAUACGGGAAAUCCUUUGGGCUUUACAGCGAACGCGUUGGAAUUCUCUCGAUUCUUGUUCCAAGCGAGGAAGUGGGAAAGAAUAUAGAGACGCAAUUGAGACUACUCGCACGAGCAGAGUCCGGCGCGCCACCCGAUUUCGGGUCCAAGAUUAUUGAAACCGUUUUAUCAGAUGAGGUCUUGGAGCGCCAGUGGCGGGAGGAAGUGCGCGAUAUGGCGAAUCAACUCAAGCACCGUCGAAUUGCGCUAAGAGAAGCAUUGGAGAAAUUGGAAACACCAGGCAACUGGCGACAUAUCACUGACCAGAACGGGAUGUUUUCAUAUGUUGGGCUGUCUGUGGAACAGGUCACUCUUCUCCGUAACAAGUACCAUGUUUAUCUUCAAGACUCUGGGAGAAUAUCUAUCGCUGGACUCAACAACUUCAACAUCCAUUACACUGCUCAUAGUAUCAGUGCGGUCGUCAAAGCUACAACCUAA